AUGGCAUUUCGCUUGACACAUUUGCGAAAACCUCUUGCUUAUUCUCGGUCCUUUGAUGUUUGCAUUCCAUUUAUCCGGUCAAUCUCUUCCUUUGAAGGGGUUGAGAAGGCUAUAAAAUGUGCUGUUGAAACAAAGGAGUAUCUUCGAAUCCCUGACCUUGUUGUUUCACUCAGUGAACCCUACCAAAACUCAAAGUUGUUCUCUUUUCUCUCUGCUUUCCAACAUCAUCAUAGAAUCCGAGUCAUUGACGAAAUCCUCCAAAGUUUUGUGCCCGUGAGACCUCGUUCGUUGCCCAAGAUUGUUUACUCCAGCCUUCUUACUUACUGCCUUCAGAGUUCUGAUCCACUUCCUUUGUCUUUUGCAAUUCUCCAACGUACGCUUCGUUCUGGAUGUCUUCCUAAUCCUCAGACUCACCUCCUUCUGUCUAAUGCUUGGCUUGAACGUCGACGAGGAUCCCAGUCUGUUGCAGACAUUCUUAAUGAGAUGAAAUUGAUUGGAUAUAGUCCUGAUACUGGAACUUGCAAUUAUUUAGUGUCCUCUCUGUGUGCUGUUGAUAAGUUGAAUGAGGCGGUUAAAGUUAUGGAGGAAAUGAGUGCAGCUGGUUGUAUUCCUGAUGUGGAAAGUUACGGGGCAGUGAUUAAUUCAAUGUGUUUGGCUAGAAAGACUAGCGAUGUGGUGAAGAUUGUCAAGGAAAUGGUGAGUAAAGCUGGAAUUUCUCCACGGAAAGGGAUGCUGACAAAAGUAGCAGCAGGUUUGAGAGCCAACAGGGAAAUUUGGAAAGCCAUCGAGUUGAUCGAGUUUGUAGAAAGUCGAGAUUACCCUGUGGAAUUUGAGAGUUAUGAGGUAGUAGUUGAGGGUUGCCUAGAGGUUAGGGAAUACAUUUUGGCAGGGAAGAUGGUGAUGAAAAUGACUGAUAGAGGGUUCAUACCAUAUAUCAAGGUUAGGCAAAAAGUGGUCGAGCGUCUGAUUAGCAUCGGUGAAUGGAAGCUUGCUUGUACUGUUAGACAAAGGCUUUCGGAACUGAGGUCUUAG
Molecule: messenger RNA, 1032 nt
Organism: Arabis nemorensis
Lineage: Eukaryota; Viridiplantae; Streptophyta; Magnoliopsida; Brassicales; Brassicaceae
Source: the annotation of a GenBank genome assembly